Molecule: messenger RNA, 4249 nt
Organism: Xiphias gladius (swordfish)
Lineage: Eukaryota; Metazoa; Chordata; Actinopteri; Istiophoriformes; Xiphiidae
Gene: aldh5a1
Product: aldehyde dehydrogenase 5 family, member A1 (succinate-semialdehyde dehydrogenase)
Exons: 10
Coding region: 247-1788 (513 amino acids)
Biological process (GO): GABA catabolic process
Molecular function (GO): succinate-semialdehyde dehydrogenase (NAD+) activity
Source: RefSeq, a predicted model, not a curated record
AGUAAGAGGAAAAGUGGAAGUAAUUCACCAACCACUCUUGUCCCUACUGCUGAGACGCAGCAGUGAUGCGGAGGUGACGUGGUGUUUGUGCCGGGUCACGUGGUCGACGCGCCUCCCCCCCGGACUGGUUGAAACCGACAGAAAGCAGCUGAGGUUCAGCUGCAGGACCUGCAGGGAGAGACUCGAACCUCGGACCUGCACAGUGAGAGGUUAACGCACACCCAGCUGCGCGGACUUCACCCCGGGAUGUCCGCUGUCUGUGUACUGAGAACUCGCCGCGUCCUCCGGCAGGUCUUCCCCGGCCUACCCGCCGCCAUGCAGAGACACUACAGCCUGGAUGUCACCGCUCCCCUGCUCCGGACGCAGGGCUACGUGGACGGCCGCUGGGUCUCCGCAGCCUCGGUGUUCCCCGUUCUGGACCCGGCCACCGGGCAGGAGAUAGUCCGGGUGACAGACUGUGGCCCGGCUGAGGCCAAGCAGGCUGUGGACGCUGCGUACAAGGCGUUUCACUCCUGGAAGCAGUACACGGCUAAGGAGAGAAGCGUCCUGUUGAGGAAAUGGUUCGACCUGCUGACGCUGCACAAAGAAGACCUGGCUAAACUGAUCACGUUCGAAUGUGGCAAACCCAUGCGGGAGUCCCUCGGGGAGAUCGCCUACUCGGCCUCCUUCCUGGAGUGGUUUUCGGAGGAGGCGCGGCGAGUUUAUGGCGACGUGGUCCCCUCGCCCGCCAAAGACAGAAAGAUCCUCCUCCUCAAGCAGCCGGUGGGGGUCGCCUCCAUCAUCACGCCGUGGAACUUCCCCAGCGCCAUGAUCACCAGGAAGGUGGGGGCUGCUCUGGCCGCCGGCUGCACGGUGGUGGUCAAGCCCGCGGAGGACACGCCGCUGUCGGCGCUGGCUCUGGCUGAGCUGGCAGAGCAGGCGGGGAUCCCGGCCGGGGUGUUUAACGUGGUUCCUUGCUCCAGAGAGAAGACUCCAUCAGUCGGCGAGGUCCUCUGCACCGACCCCCUGGUGGCCAAAAUCUCCUUCACCGGCUCCACUGCCACCGGCAAGGUGCUGCUGAAACUGGCCGCCGACACCGUGAAGAAGGCGUCCAUGGAGCUGGGUGGCCACGCCCCCUUCAUCGUGUUCGACAGCGCUGAUGUCGACAAGGCGGUGGGCGGAGCCAUGGCCUCCAAGUUCAGGAACUCCGGACAGACGUGUGUGUGUUCGAACCGGUUUCUGGUUCAGAGCGGUAUCUACGAUCGCUUCGUGGAGAAGCUGGGCCGAGCGAUGGACGCCGAGCUCCGCCUGGGUCACGGCUCAGAGCCCGACACCACCCAGGGCCCGCUCAUCAACACCAGAGCUGCAGAGAAGGUGGUCCACCAGAUAUCGGACGCCGUGUCCCAGGGAGCGAAGGUGCUGAAGGGAGGGAAGCGUCUGGACGGGUCCUUCAUGCAGCCGACCCUCCUGGCCGACGUCACCACUGACAUGCUUUGUACGAAAGAGGAAACCUUCGGCCCGCUGCUGCCCAUCAUCAGGUUUAACACAGAAGACGAGGCUCUGGCCAUUGCUAACGCAUCCAAUGUUGGGCUGGCAGGCUAUUUUUACUCACAGGAUGUGAGUCAGGUCUGGCGGGUGGCGGAGGCGUUGGAGGUGGGGAUAGUUGGAGUGAAUGAGGGUCUGCUGUCCACCCCAGAGGCCACCUUCGGCGGGGUCAAACAGUCCGGUUUGGGCCGCGAGGGCUCCAAGUACGGCAUCGAAGAGUAUCUGGAAAUCAAGUACAUGUGCUUCGGAGGCCUCAAACCCUGAACCGGGACGGAGCAAUGCCCCCGUCCUGCGGUACUACACUCGUAUACAUGCAGUCGUCACUAAAGUGGAUAUAACUUUCGGUUCAGGUUGUAAUUGAUUGAUUUUUAAUGUUAACGCCUCCGAAGUCACUAAAUAACUCUUAAAUUAGAGAAGAGUAAAGGUCAAAGGUUUCACCGUGACCACCCAGGUUGGUAAUAACAUACCUAACAUCUACGGUACAACAGGGGUCUCUAAUGCUGCUAAUUAAAAAUUAAACUGACUAUGCGGGAAUCAGCUCCUUUCACAGAUCAUUAGUUUUUAUUGUCACACUGGUUCAGUUCGUAGGCACAGUAGUAAAAUUUACCAUCAUCCAGAGCUCGUGGAUGAUUCUUGUUAGAUGUUGUGUCAGGAAGUGAAACAGCUUCCUCUUAUUUUCCUCAAAUGUUGCCUUUUCCUGAGAAACUGUUCAUAUGUAGAAAAGAGAAAAAUAAAAAACCCAUUUCAGGCAAUAAUGAUCUCAGUGUUAGACAAAAACAGUCUUACUGAUGCAGUCCAAGUCUUUAAUGGUUACUGAAACAAGUUCAACCAAACAUGACAUUCACAUCACACGAAGUUUGAUCCAAAUAUUUUUUAUGAAAUGCAAAACACACUUAUCAGCAUUAGGUUUUGAUCUGGGUGAGUACUCACUUCUGAUUGGCUAGAUGUUGUUAUACCAUGGUCACUAUCCACCAACCACAAUAUUGUUCAUUCACAUUAUUAUUUUUUGACAAUACACUUCAACAGUGUAUUGUCAAAAAAUAAUAGUUUUACAAACUGACCACCUGAGAACAAAUGUUAUUUCAGUACUCGAACCAGUAGGAUGCCCCUCCCACCACGGUUACUGUUGCUAUGCCUGUCAAGCUUUGCACUCUAGAGCUGCACCUGUGCUGGUUACCGUGGUGACGGUUUCAGAGUUACCGUCAAAACUCGUGGAAAUACCUGAAACAGCGAGUCUUCUGCACAACGAGCAGCUUUUCAUUUCCAACCUCUGACUGUGAAUUUGGCCAAAAUGCCAACUGUAGCUAGCUAGCUAGUUAACGUUAGCUUCGUAAGUUGACAGGAAGCUCCAGCGAACCAGUUCAUGUUUCCGGCCCAUUUGAACGAAAAUGAGAAAUUAGCGCCGUAUAAUGACCCUGAAAAGAUGAAGCUACAUGUAGCAUAACUUGAAUAGCUGUUAAAGCUAGUUAACAUUGACUUACAAUAAUCUGCUAUAAUAGCAAAAUGUUGUCUUCCAAACCAAUUAUUCAGAUGUUUGCUGAUUAAAUACGUAAAUUCCUUGGACAAACAAAACAAAAAAAAUUAGAUUUAUGCUUUUAUUGUUCACAUUUAAUAAGCAGUAUUUUUUAACUUUCUCAAAUUUUUUUGUCUUGUAAAUGAUGAGUAAGACAAAGGUGUCUCUAGCAAUUUUGCCAAAAUUCAAUAAAGACCCGGACAGAGCCACUAACUUUAACCCAAACUCUGAUAUAGUAUCAUCCAGGACCCUCUCCCACGCGGUGGCUGUUAGAAAACACUAGAAAAAAAAUCCUCGUUCAGGACUAAAACCCCACAAAAUGAUGUGGUUUAGCUAAUAAAUAUCCCACUGUCAUUACUGUAAGGUAAUAAGCUAGUUAGCCAGGCAUGCUAGCGUUAGCAGCUUACAUUAGAGCAGACUAACACACUGUUAAAGCCGUUCACAUUACACGUUUGCUCUUUUGUCUUAGGUUGUCGGAAAGACGAUUAAAAAGGCGUGAAUUUCCAAAGCUCGGCGCGCCUGCUGUGCCUAGUUACAGUUGCUAAGCUACAGUAUGACUGGGCAGUGACCGUCUAGGGGAGGAGCUUAGCCAACCGUCAGUUAAGGACGUUGGUGAAUGUGUGUAAUCAGGUCAACGUUCCAGCAAAUCAGCAUCUAGUAUUCUGUCACCAUGGUAAAAAAAAAAGAAACCUUACUGAAACAUCUGAUUUAAAAAUUUGUGUUUUUCCCCACAAAUUCACACGGAAAAGAAGCUGCAAAUUUACUGUGAUUAAAAACGCACAAAACCUUAAACCAGAUUUUUGUAAAUUCAUUGCGUUUGUACUGCGACAUCCUGAUGUCCUGUAGUAGGCCUGUUAUUUUUUAACGAUUAAAAUACUACUUACAUAAAUUGAACAAAUAGGAACACGUUCAAAUUGGAUCUUAACAUCACAAUUAGACCAUUUUUAAUAAUGUAAGGCAUAUGCCAUUUAUACAAAACUAACCAGCGUAUUAGUUGUGUGUGUGUGUGUGUGGAACAUUUUAGGAGUCUUUCCAUACGUGUAUAUACCUGUUAAACGUGUUCAUGGAUACAUGGCCCAAUGUGAAUGUCAGGAGAAACAGGUUUGAACAUGUCUGCAUGCACCUCAUUUUUUGGCAAGUAAUAAAUGUCAGCGUAUUUCUGUAUAGAGAUGAGGAAUAAAUACUAUUAAAAGAUGUCAUUCAUUAUUGUAA